Molecule: messenger RNA, 2817 nt
Organism: Triticum turgidum subsp. durum (durum wheat)
Lineage: Eukaryota; Viridiplantae; Streptophyta; Magnoliopsida; Poales; Poaceae
Source: the annotation of a GenBank genome assembly
AUGUCGCUGGAAUCGCAGCCCAAGGCGGCGGCAGAUGGAACCGAGCUUGCCGGUGCCACCAAGGGGCCUGUGGCCAGCCAGCCGCUCAGCGUGUCGAUCCCACAGGACCGGUCCAUCACUCCGGUGGUUCAAGAUUUUACGGAUCCCAACAUGUUCUAUCUGCCAGCAUAUUACUAUGGAGGUUACGACGGAACCAUGAGCGAGUGGGAUGAAUAUACUAGAUAUGUAAAUCAAGAUGGAGUGGAGGUUACCCCAGCAGUAUAUGGAGAUAUUUAUGGAUAUGGGUAUGCUCCUUAUGGCGCGUACUCUCCAGCUAGUUCCCCAGUCCCAACAGUUGAUGGUCAGAUGUUUGCCGCACAACAUUACCAGUAUCCAGCUUAUUAUCAGCCUCCUACCCCGAUUCCUUCUACAACUCAAGGUGACCAGCAGCCUUCGGCCAAUGCUGAUAAUAAGCCAGCAGCUAAGGCAGAUGCUGCCAAAACAACCACAAAUGGUGUUCCCAAUGUUUCUGCUCAGAGUAACAGCGCAACUGCUCCCCUUGGGUCAAGCUAUCAGAAUUCAUCACUGACCCCUGAUGGAACCUAUAGGGCACCCUUGCUAGGUGGAGUCCCUUCUACUGGUUACGUGGACUCAACCUAUGGGUAUGACACCACAGGGGCACACUAUGCUUGGUACGAUGGUUCUGCCUAUACCAAUGCACAGCAAAGACCAACUACAGCUAAUUACACGCCGUCUUCAGCGUAUAAUAGCAAUGGCUCUUCUGCAAGGUAUCAGACCAAGAGCCCCACACCGCAGCAGACGGGCAACAGGAGACCAACGACUACAACAGGGUCAGCUACUCCUACAUACCCAAACAGGAUGUACUCGAGCACCCAGUCUUACAACCAGUAUGGAAAUUCGGUCAAAACUGGUCUUAUGUAUGGAAACACUGGCUAUGGAAGCACUGGCUACGGAAGCAGCGGCUACGGAAGCAAUGGCUACGGAAGCAGCGGCUAUGGAAGCAGUGGCUACGGAAGCAGCGGCUAUGAUUCCAGGUUAUAUGGUCGGUGGGGUGUUUCUAUGGAUACCAGAUACAACAGGCCCAGAGGCCGUGGCAACGGAUAUUAUGGUUUUGGCAAUGAGAGUCAGGAUGGAACAAUUGAGCUCAACAGAGGUCCUAGGUCUGGUCGUUUCAAGAACCAGAAAGCAUUUGGCCAUACUGUUACUAUUGCUGUGAAAGGGCAGACCCUCCCUUCAAGUGAAAACAAGGAUGCUAGUGACAUACCUGAUAAGGCACAGUUCAACCUAGAGGAUUUCCCUGUCCAGUAUGAUGAUGCAAAGUUUUUUGUCAUCAAAUCAUACAGCGAGGAUGAUAUCCAUAAGAGUAUAAAAUACAAUGUGUGGGCAAGUACCACCAAUGGAAAUAAGAAGCUUGAUGCUGCUUAUCAAGAAGCUCAGGCAAAGGGCUCUAGCUGCCCUAUAUUCUUGUUUUUCUCGGUGAAUACAAGUGGACAGUUUGUUGGUGUUGCUGAAAUGACUGGUCCUGUUGAUUUUGAAAAAACUCUAGAGUUCUGGCAACAAGACAAGUGGAAUGGUUCAUUCUCUGUCAAGUGGCACAUUGUCAAGGAUGUUCCCAACAACAUUCUCAAGCACAUCGUCCUAGAGAACAAUGAGGGCAAGCCGGUCACAAACAGCCGUGACACACAGGAUAUCAACCUUGAGCAAGGUAUUCAGAUGCUCAAGAUAUUCAAAGAGCAUGUCAGCAAGACCUCUAUCCUGGAAGACUUCGCCUUCUAUGAGAACCGCCAGAAGUUGAUGCAGGAGAAGAGAAUAAAACAACAGCAGAUCCAAAAGCAGGUGUGGGACAGUAGGGCUCCGAAUCCUGUUGCCGGAGAGAAACAGCAAGAACUCGCCAACGGGAAGCCAAAGGUGUCUCUACCGAACGGUGUCAAUGGGGAGAAACAGCAGGAUGCUGUCAAUGGGAAGCCAAAGUCACCUGUAGCAAAUGGUGUCAACGGGGAUGCGAAGGUUCCGGCAGAGAAAGCCGCUGCCGCUGCUCCUCCAGCUGUGACCUACGCGGCGAAGGUGGCCCAAACAGCAGCGGCCGAGAAGAAGCCUGUGGCCACCGAGAAAAAGCCUGUCGUCGCCAACGCUAGCCAUGAGGAACAAACGGACGGUGCUGGCGAACCAGGCGAGACAUGCAGGGUCCCAAUUUGCUUAGCUCUAAAGACUCCUCCUAUAGUGGUAUCAUCGGAAUCACCAGAAAAAGAGAAAAGAGAACCUGUGGCAAGACAAAGCCCGGCCGUGCACCGCGUCGAGGUGGCCCUGCGGCUCAAGGGCGUCCCCUACGAGUUCAUCCAGGAGGACCUCAACAGCAAGAGCGACCUGCUGCAGGAGCACAACCCCGUCCACCACAAGGUGCCGGUGCUCCUCCACGGCGGCCGCCGGCCGGCCCUCUGCGAGUCGCUCGUCAUCGUCGAGUACGUGGACGAGGCCUUCCCCCGUGGCCCCGCGCUUCAUCGACGACAAGUGCGGGGUGUGCACGUGGGUGGCGCUGUGGGGGGAGGGCGAGGGAGGAGGUUCUUCGGCGGCGACCGCGUCGGCUUCCUCGACAUCGCCGCCAGCGGGCUCGCGCACUGGCUGGGGGUGUUCGAGGAGAUGGCCGGGGUGACCCUGCUCACCGAGGAGGAGCACCCGGCGCUGUGCCGGUGGGCGAGGGAGUACGUCGCGGACGAGGCCGUGCGGGGGUGCCUGCGUGACAGGGGCGCGCUGCUCGCCGCGCUGGCUGCCAGGAAGGACAGGUACGUGUCCACCGCCAAGGCAAUGGCGCGCAAGUAG